CGCAUGCGCACUGACUAUUUACCUGUCAGAGAAACUGGAACUUUUCGGAAGUUAUUUUAUAAACACAUUAAAAGGUCAAGUAUUGGCAGUGGCUCUUAAGCAUCGACAAAGAGAAGCAACCAUUCCUCAGUUCUAGAAGUUACUGUAGUUAAAGUGUUGGUAAAAAUGCCCUCCUUUUGAUCAUUGGAAGAAGUGAGUGUUACCAUUCAUGAAACAGUGUGAGUUGUGCAGCCAGUGAUGGCUUGAGGAUUACUGUUGGAUUUAAGUAUGUGACACUAGUAGGUGAGAGCAGCAGCAAGGAUGUCGAAGAAGGAGCACAAGCCGUCCAAGAUGAAGAACCUGUUCAGGUUCAGGAAGAGCACCACAGAUUUGUCCGAGUGGAGCAAGAAUGAUGAGAAAUUGAUGAAGGCUACAGAAGGCAAUGAUGCAGCCAAAAUUGAUGAGCUUUUGCGCAAGAAAACACUUAACCCUACCAAGUUGGGGCCCAAAGGUCUCUCUGUGUUUCAUGUGGCAUGUACACUGGGCCAUUAUGAGGUGGUAGAGCUGCUUAUCUCUCAUGGAGCCGAGGUGAACGUCCUUUCCAUACAGGGCAAUACAUCAGUGCAGAUAGCAGCCAGGGAUGGUCAUCCUAAAAUCCUUGAGAAACUCAUUGAGGCUGGGGGUGUGAUUGACCACAAGGAUGGGAUGAGCCUUACCGCCCUGCACCAUGCAUGUGUACGUGGCAAACUCAACUGUGUACAGAUCCUGCUCAAACAUCGGGCAGACCCAAAUAGCAGGGACAAGACGGGCAAGCCUCCCCUGUUCUAUGCAGCAUUUUCGGAGGACCUGCCCAUUUGUAAGGAGCUGGUAGAACAUGGCGCCAAUGUCAACUUCUGUGAUGAAAAUGACAUCACUCCCCUGAUGGCUGCAGCUAAAAAGGGUAGUGUGGAGAUUUGUGAGUUUCUGUUGAGGAAAGGGGCCAAUGCCAGAAGCAAGGAUAAAUCAGGUAAUGAUGCCUUGGCAUAUGGGAUGGAUUCUGGUUUCACCGGUCUCCAGGAGGUGUUUGACCGGGCUCCUACUACUACCGCCUGGUCUGUGACGCCAGCAGAGGGCGCUCCAGCCAAGGCAGAGGAGGCUCAAGCAGAUAAAGUUGAAGAUUCCCUUCCUGUGCCCGUGGCCGAGAUUCCAGAUCACUCAGGGGAGACAAAUAAGGAGAACAUGGUUGCCAAGUUUAGGCCUGAACUAACCCCUGAGAUGCCCCACAAGGAGACACCAGCCCCUGAACAGUCGGAGGAAGAGGAAGAUGACGAAGCUGUUGCGUUACGGGCCGCAGGGCCGCCUCAAGCUAUUAUAGACCAGCGCACACUAGAGGCCGUCAAGGCUAUGAAGAAAAGGGACCUGGAGGAAGAGAAUGCGUCAAUGAAUGAGGACCUGAAGCGUCUCGUUGGGGAAAACAAGCGUCUCCAGGAGGCUUACACAACUCUCAAGAAGCAACUAUCCACCCCAGCUCCUCCACCUGUGGACGUGGAGGAGGUGAAGGAGCUGGAGGACGAACUUACAUCCCUCAAGAACCAGCUCACUGAGGAGCAGGACAAAAAUGUGCGACUCAUUGACCGCGUACACAAGAUAAAGAAAAAGUUUGGAAUCACUAGUGAGAGUGUUGGUGAUUCGGGUGAUGACAGCUGGAACGACAGUGAUGAGGAACUCUUCGACUCAUCCUCGUUACGUAAGCCAGCGAUAGUUGACCACAAGCCCCAAACACUGCUGCUGCUGCAGAAUCAAGUUGCGCAACUCAAGCAGGACAACAGGCAGCUGAGAGACAGACUUAAGAAAAAUGGCACUAUAAGUGCCCCAACAUUGUUUGGUCGAGCAACGGGCAGUGUGUCAUCUCUGGCCUCCCUAGACGAGCUAUCGGAGGGAGAACGACUACGCAGAAAGCUUGAGGAUGCCGAGAAUGACAAACUCACUCUCCAGAAAAAGCUGCAGGAGAGCAAUGUUUUCCCUGAGGACCAGCUUCAGAACAUGCAGGUGCUAGAAAAGGAGAACUCUAGUCUCCAUUCAGAGGUGAAACAGCUACGCAUAGAAGUCACCAGUCUCCGACAGGAGAAGCAGGCCAGCACCGGGGAAGGCGGGGAACACAGUGCAAUCAGUACGGAGAACAGUAGUGCUGCAGAGGUAGAAAACCUUAAGAAGGAAAGUACAAACUUGAAGGCUGAGAAUGAGUUGUUAAAUGAGGAGUUGGAAUCUUUACGAGAGACAUACAGUAAACUUGUGGUAGCAGGGGAUAAUUUACAGGACAUGUAUGAUACAUUAGUUACUGAAAAAGAACAGCUUGAGAAGGACUUCACUGAAAAUGAAACAAUAAAGCAGCAAUUAGCUAAGGAGAAUGAGUAUCUUCUUGCGGAUGGAAAUUCUAUGCAUGCAGACAUUGAUAGUUUAGUUGCAGAAAAUGAAGCUUUAGUUAAAAAUAUGAAGGAACUAGAGAAAAAGUUAUCUCAAGGUGGAAAAGCGAGUGACUUUGCACGAGUGACGGAGGAGCGGGACCAACUACUGGAGAGGGUGGAGGAGCUAGAGGGUGCCUCUGCAGAGCUGAAACAGAACUAUGAGGUUCUGUGUGAGGAAGUUGAGAGCCUGCAAACUAGUGUCCAGCAUGCCCAGUACGAGAGGGACCAGAUACAACAGGAGUUUGACUCACUGCAGGAUGAGUUUGAGGGAGUGCAAGUGUCAAGUGAGGCCCUGCAGCAAGACUACAGCCAGCUGGAGCAUGAGUAUUCAUCUCUGCUUGCAGACAAAGAGAAAUUAGAACAGGAGUAUCUGGAUGUACAGACGGCCAGCGUGGCCAGCGUCAGUCUGGAGCACCACAGCCCUGCUCUCGCGGAGGAGCGUGAUCGUCUCCAGCAGGACCUCGCAGACAUUGCCAUGGAGAAGGAACAAUUGGAGAUGACCACAAGCGAACUGUCAAAGGCAAACGCCCUCUUGAAUGAAGAGCUAAGUACACUGAAGGAUUCUCUCAAACUGAAUGAGGAUGGCAAAGAUAAGGCCUCCACUGGGGACAAGAAAGCUGAAUCUGUGCCCACUGUCAAUGGGGAUGUUAAGACCACUGAUGAUGCCCAGAAAGUGUCAAUUGAUGCUGUAGUGGAAAAAGACAGGCGGAUACGCUCUCUCCAGAUACAGAUAUCAAGACUGCAGCAACAGAUUGCUGACCAAGAUCGCCACUUCAAGGAGGUAAUCAGCACGUACAGGACCCACCUUCUCAGUGCUGUACAGGGCCAUAUGGAUCCUGAUGUAAAGCAGGCACUGUACAACAUUAUAGAGCUGCGCAGUAUGGAGCAGUAUUGCUGACCACUGUGGACACUCACUGGACUUCACAUAGUGCUUGAGGCUGACCACAUAUGACCACCAGACUGGACACUCCCACUGCCAUCCCCUAGCUAGCCUGAGUGGACUCGUACACAAAAAUGCCGUACAUAACAUAAAUCUAUAUGUAUAUGUAAGCCAGUGUCAACAGUUAUAAGUUAUAAUAGCAGGAGUGUUAAUCAGAUGAAAAGACAAACCCCUUGACCCUGUGGUCAAUGCAUAAUAUUCCAUAAUACAUUCCAGGUUGUAUUACCGGUAAAGAACAUAUGCAACUGAAUUGCACUAGAAGUGUGUCAUUUUUAUGUUUUGUAAUAAACAGACCUGAAACAUUCAUUGCCAUAACUCAAUCAUAUCAUAUAUAGUUUUUAUAGGAUGAUCCAUUGACAUUGAUAUUGAAGAAAUUGUCUACUUUUGAACAAGAACUCUUCUUGUCAAAUCAUUCCAAAAUGUGAUUACAAUAUUUAUUUGCUUAUUAUCUUGCAAGAGUAUGAUAACCAGCUAGGGCUGGUAUUAGUAAACAUCAUAAGUCAUUUCCUAACUAAGUCAUUGUCUUUAAGUUAAGUAUCUCACUCAUAUCAUAUAAUCACAUCAUUAUACGUGAACUUCUUUAUUUUCAUUGAUUUUAUUUUGAUUUUAUUUGGAAUACAUUUUUUUAUGUAAAAAAAACACACUUUUCUUUUAAUUUGCCUAUGAAAAUUUUAGGAAAUUGACUUCAGCUAAGAAACGAUUUAAGGUGUUUAUGAAAACCGCCCAAGGUCUCUAUUCAUCUGUAUGUUAUCAUUAGCAUGUAUAUACUGGUGGUUUCUCUGAUAGGUACAUCAUGCUCUGCCUCACGGCAGGUACAUCAUGCUCUGCCUCACGGCAGCCUUGUUAUGCCUAAAAAAACGUUAGUGUCUUAGUUGUUGAACAGAUAUAUAUAUAUUUAAAAAUGAAAGUACUUGUAGAUGCAUAUUUUGUACAGAUCUGAUGAACAUUUGUAGUAUCCAUCACUGCCAGUUUUGCCAUGUCAUCAACUUCUGUGUUCUAUAUUCAUGCACACAAAAAAUAAUGUCAACAUAGAUCAAAAAUAAUUAUUAAUACUUUUGAUAUCAUUUUAUUGAAGUGUUUUAUAUUAAGAGGUUAUCUUUAACUCUCUGAAAUUGACACAUAAUGUUAUAUAAGCAAUUCACAUGGACCAGCAGUGAUAUUAUCAGUUUUUUUUACUGAAGAAAGUAACAUCUAAGCUUAAAAUUUUGCUGUCAAUUAUGUAUCUGGUAUCAAGUUAUUAAUUUCUUAAUUUUUAUGUAUGGAAAAUGAAACUUGAACAUAUUUAUCUUGAAUUAUAUAUUUUUUCUGUUUUAUGAAAUUCUGAGAUAUUUUAUGCGGGAAAUCUAUAGUUUUACAGAAACAGAUUAUCUGUAAUGCAGAAAAAUACACACAGUUUUUCUAAAUUGAUAAUGGCUUGGAUGUAAUUGUUAAAUUUUAACUGUUGGAUUUUAUAUUUUUAAUAUAUUACAUGUUUUAAUUUUUACGCAUAUCACAUUGGAUGUUGGUAUUUUGAUACACAUUUUACAUGAUAUUUUAUAAUCUUGUACAUAUCUACAUAUCGUUGAAAGUUGAAUGACAUUUUAUAUUUUUCAUAUGCAUGUAUCUACUCAUUGUGUUUUACAGCUUGUAAACAUUAAGCAACAUUUUCAAACCAAUAAAACUGUUAAGCAACA
Molecule: messenger RNA, 5036 nt
Organism: Mya arenaria
Lineage: Eukaryota; Metazoa; Mollusca; Bivalvia; Myida; Myidae
Product: ankycorbin-like
Exons: 23
Coding region: 301-3321 (1006 amino acids)
Cellular component (GO): cytoplasm; nucleus
Molecular function (GO): protein binding
Source: RefSeq, a predicted model, not a curated record